Exaiptasia diaphana is the source of this 808-nucleotide messenger RNA. RefSeq lists its product as uncharacterized. Lineage: Eukaryota; Metazoa; Cnidaria; Anthozoa; Actiniaria; Aiptasiidae. The transcript is spliced from 4 exons. The record is from RefSeq and is a predicted model, not a curated record. The coding region runs from base 67 to 408 and encodes 113 amino acids.
GCAGAGCUAGAAGUCCACGCGAGACAGGUUGAGCGUCUAAUUCAAAUAGAAAGGGGGUUCUCCAAGAUGUUACGUAAACGCACAAAGGCGUUCGAACACACAGAGUACCCGAACGUAAAAUCGUCUGUUAGAAAAAAGAUUGUAGAUUUUCUGGUGAGUCUAGUCACGCAAGCCCGUGACAGAGAAGGAAAAGAAAACACGACACUGAGAACUCGUUUAGACAAACAUGAAGAACGAAUCACUGAGGUUUACACACAGUUAAGGAAACAAACCCAGCAAUUCACCCGAGUCCUGCAGACUAUUAAACACAUAGAAGACUAUUUAAACAGAACUGAAACGACAGGGUCUUCUKUGGACACAAGCUCGAUCCCGUCGCUUCACAGUGAACAGAUUCAAAGUCGAUUAUGACAGCAGAAUACACCCCAAUACAACUUAAAAGGGACUGAGGGUUUUUUUUCUAAAUCAAAGCAACUGGAUUGGUGCAUUUUUAUCGUGUCUAGUCGAAGCCAAUCGUUUCAAAUUUGCAACAUUUGAACGCUGGCCAACUGCGCUCGCUUCAUGGUUUAAUGACAUCGAUAGUAGUCAGUCAUGCUUUGACUUGAAAGUCCUUGCAAAGGGAAAGUUACCCGAAACUGUUAGGGCACGAGUUCGCGCUCUAUUAGAACGUCUAGUUCGAAAAUUCUCCUUUCUAAUCUCAUUUUCUUUCAGGUAGUCCGGUUUUGUGUAGAUAUUUCAAAACAAACUCAGUGUAGUAUAAACUAUUAUUUAUUAUUUUAUUUAUUGGUUUUAUUACAUUUGAUUAUGAUGA